This is a messenger RNA of Eptesicus fuscus (big brown bat), 1577 nucleotides long. It is a transcript of the gene RTCA, whose product is annotated as RNA 3'-terminal phosphate cyclase. Gene Ontology annotation, molecular function: RNA-3'-phosphate cyclase activity. The record is from RefSeq and is a predicted model, not a curated record. Gene Ontology annotation, biological process: RNA processing. The coding region runs from base 208 to 1308 and encodes 366 amino acids. Gene Ontology annotation, cellular component: nucleus. NCBI's taxonomy places the organism in Eukaryota, Metazoa, Chordata, Mammalia, Chiroptera, Vespertilionidae. The transcript has 11 exons.
ACUGGCUGCCGGGGGUGCGGGCCCGGGGCGGGGCGGGUGGUGUCCGCGGAGCCGUGUUCUCGGCGCCUCCGAUCCUUCCCUCUCCGCCGGCGCCCGCGGCCCAGCGAGGACCGGCUCUCGGAGCUGCGGGGCGGGAGCCGGCGUGUCCUCCUCGCCGCGCGCGGGUGGAGGCCGGGCGCCUGCGGGCCGGGCCUGAGGGCGCCCUCCAUGGCGGGGCCGCGGGUGGAGGUGGACGGCGGGCUCCUGGAAGGGGGCGGCCAGAUCCUGAGGGUGUCCACGGCGCUGAGCUGCCUCCUGGGGCUCCCGUUGCGGGUGCAGAAGAUCCGAGCCGGCCGCAGCACGCCCGGCCUGCGGCCUCAGCACUUAUCCGGACUGGAGAUGAUUCGAGACCUGUGCGCUGGGCAACUGGAGGGGGCGGACAUCGGCUCCACGGAGAUCACGUUUACUCCCGGGAAGAUCCAAGGUGGGAGCCACACAGCAGACACCAAGACAGCAGGGAGCGUGUGCCUCUUGCUGCAGGUGUCCCUGCCCUGCGUCCUGUUCGCCGCGUCUCCCUCCGAGCUGCGCCUGCGAGGCGGGACCAAUGCCGAGAUGGCCCCGCAGAUCGACUACACGGCCAUGGUUUUCAAGCCAAUUGCUGAAAAGUUUGGUUUCAAGUUCAAUUGUGACAUUAAGAUGAGGGGCUACUACCCGAAAGGGGGUGGUGAAGUGAUCGUCCAGGUGUCUCCAGUGAAACAGCUGAACCCGAUAAACAUCACCGAGCGCGGCUCCGUGACGAAGAUAUCCGGGAGGGCUUUUGUGGCCGGCGCUUUGCCAUUUAAAGUAGCGAAGGAGAUGGCGGCGGCGGCCGUGAGGUGCCUCCGGAAGGAGUUCAGGGACCUGUACGUGAACAUCCAGCCGGUCCAGGAGCCCCGAGACCUCGCCUUCGGCAACGGCAGUGGGAUCAUCAUUGUUGCUGAGACGUCCACGGGCUGCCUGCUGGCGGGGUCGGCGCUGGGCAAACGAGGUGUCAGCACAGACAAGGUUGGCAUCGACGCGGCCGAGAUGCUCCUGGCCAACCUCCGGCACGGCGGGGCCGUGGACGAGUAUCUGCAGGACCAGCUGAUCAUUUUCAUGGCACUGGCCAGCGGGGUUUCCCGAAUGAAAACGGGACCCGUGACCCUCCACACGCAGACGGCUAUACAUUUUGCCGAACAACUAGCAAAGGCCAAGUUCACGGUGAAGAAGUCCGAAGAGGAAGGAGAUGCCUCCAAGGACGCCUACAUCAUCGAGUGCCAAGGGGUCGCGAUGACGAACCCAAACCUGUAGGGGCGCUGCCUUGGGAACGCACCGCGGCCAUCCACCGCACCCACUCGUGUCAUACGUCCCGCAAGACGACGCGUCGGGAGUCCUUGAGAAGGGACCCACUUGCACUCGAGGCGGAGUCCGGAGUGUUCUAGAUCUGCUGGGACCGCGCCGUCGAGUUCGCCUGACUCGAGUGUCCCCGGCACGUGGACAGGGAGCUGUCCGCGCGGGCGGGUGUCUGACGGCUGGUUUCAGGGUGGAAGUGUCGGUAUAAAACGUUCUGUUCUCCCGGA